Messenger RNA from Budorcas taxicolor (takin), 1250 nucleotides. RefSeq names its product guanylate kinase 1 (gene GUK1). Gene Ontology annotation, biological process: purine nucleotide metabolic process. Gene Ontology annotation, cellular component: cytosol. Lineage: Eukaryota; Metazoa; Chordata; Mammalia; Artiodactyla; Bovidae. Gene Ontology annotation, molecular function: GMP kinase activity. The transcript has 10 exons. Bases 213 to 971 code for a protein of 252 amino acids. The record is from RefSeq and is a predicted model, not a curated record.
CCGGGCGGCGGCGACGGCGGCCCUUCAUGCUGCGGCGCCCGCUGGCCGGGCUGGCAGCGGCCGCCCUUGGCCGGGCCCUGUCGGACGGGCUAGAACUGAGGCUCUCACAUGAGACUGAAUCUCGACUCUUCUCGAUGGAAAGAGACCCAGAUGCGGCUGUGUAGCGCCAUGACAGGCCUAAGUCCUCCGCGGUGUGUGCUUCUUGCCACAGUAUGGCUUCUUGCUUCUUCCCUGAGAGGGCCCAGCUCCCUCCAUGCAAGGCAUGGCCCCACCCCACUGUGAGAAGAAGUAAGAAGGAAACUGCUGGCUCUCCCACUUCAAAUCAGGUUCUUGAAGUGCAGCCCCAAGCUGAGCACAGAGGCUACUCAGAAGGGAUGUCAGGACCAAGGCCCGUUGUCCUGAGCGGACCCUCGGGGGCUGGGAAGAGCACCCUACUGAAGAAACUCCUGCAGGAGCAUGGCAGCAUCUUUGGCUUCAGCGUGUCCCACACGACAAGGGACCCGAGGCCAGGAGAGGAGAACGGCAGAGAUUACUACUUUGUGACCAGGGAGGUGAUGCAGCGCGACAUUGCUGCCGGAGACUUCAUCGAGCACGCCGAGUUCUCAGGGAACUUGUACGGGACCAGCAAGGCCGCUGUGCGGGCCGUGCAGGCCAUGAACCGCAUCUGCGUGCUGGACGUGGACCUGCAGGGCGUGCGCAACAUCAAGAAGACGGACCUGCGGCCCAUCUACAUCUUCGUGCAGCCGCCCUCACUGGAUGUCCUGGAGCAGCGGCUGCGGCAGCGGAACACGGAGACGGAGGAGAGCCUGGCCAAGCGCCUGGCAGCCGCCCGGGCCGACAUGGAGAGCAGCAAGGAGCCCGGCCUGUUUGACCUGAUCAUCGUCAACGACAGUCUGGACAAGGCCUACUGGGCCCUGAAGGAGGCGCUCUCCGAGGAAAUAAAGAAGGCUCAAGCCACUGGUCAGUCCUGAGGAGGCCCGCCAGCUGUGUCCUCUUAGGUGGGGCCUAGGGCCUGGUGCCCACACCAAUGGGCCAGAGUCUCCUGGCAGUGGCUCUGCUCACCUCAGCUAGGACCCAGAGAUUGGGGUGCUGUCCAUCUUCCCUCACCCCCCACCGUGGUUGGAGGACCUUGUCUCUUACCCCCAUUCCCCAUGUCCAUUUCUAGGCUUCCUCCCCACCAUGCCCUGUCAACCCCUUACCCGUGGAAGCCAGGCCAACAUCCAAAUAAAGAACUGCUGGGUUAGAGUGUC